AUGGCCGACCCGAAGAUUGAAGCCGUGCUGGCCCCGUUGCGGGAAGCGGUAAAGGAACAGGGAGACUUGGUGCGGAAGCUAAAGGCGGAUGGUGCUCCCGAAAUCGACGUGAAAAAGGCGGUGAAUGAACUAAAGGCGCGUAAAAAGGUGCUGGAAGAUCGCGAGCUCAGUCUCGUGCCGCAGGUGGCAAGCUUCAAUAGGGCUCGGAUGGAGGAUUUGCUGAAGCGGCGCUUCUUCUACGACCAAAGUUUCUCCAUCUACGGCGGUAUCACGGGACAGUACGAUUUCGGGCCGAUGGGCUGCGCUCUCAAGUCCAAUAUGAUCAACCUGUGGCGACAGUUUUUCGUACUCGAGGAGCAGAUGCUCGAAGUGGACUGCUCCAUCUUAACUCCGGAGCCGGUUCUGAAAGCUUCCGGGCACGUGGAUCGCUUCGCUGAUCUUAUGACGAAGGACGUGAAAACUGGGGAAUGUUUCCGGCUGGACCACUUAAUUAAAAACCAUCUCGAAAAGCUCUGCGCUGGAAAGGAUGCCAGCGAGCAGUUGAAGGAGGAGUGUGUCGAUAUUGUGAUCAAACUGGACGGAAUGACGGAGGCUGAAAUGGCGGCGAUUCUGCGAAAGUACGAUAUGAAGUCACCGAUCACCGGCAACGAGUUAACGGAACCGAUC
Molecule: messenger RNA, 666 nt
Organism: Anopheles cruzii
Lineage: Eukaryota; Metazoa; Arthropoda; Insecta; Diptera; Culicidae
Product: glycine--tRNA ligase-like
Exons: 2
Biological process (GO): mitochondrial glycyl-tRNA aminoacylation
Cellular component (GO): mitochondrion; cytoplasm
Molecular function (GO): ATP binding; glycine-tRNA ligase activity
Source: RefSeq, a predicted model, not a curated record